This is a messenger RNA of Scomber japonicus (chub mackerel), 858 nucleotides long. RefSeq names its product syntaxin 3a (gene stx3a). Gene Ontology annotation, biological process: exocytic insertion of neurotransmitter receptor to postsynaptic membrane; synaptic vesicle fusion to presynaptic active zone membrane; intracellular protein transport. The transcript has 10 exons. Gene Ontology annotation, molecular function: SNARE binding; SNAP receptor activity. Bases 1 to 858 code for a protein of 285 amino acids. The record is from RefSeq and is a predicted model, not a curated record. Gene Ontology annotation, cellular component: SNARE complex; synaptic vesicle; postsynapse. NCBI's taxonomy places the organism in Eukaryota, Metazoa, Chordata, Actinopteri, Scombriformes, Scombridae.
AUGAAGGAUCGACUGGCGCAACUGAAGGAGAAGAGUGAUGGUGGAGGUGAUGACGUUGAGAUUCCUGUGGACAAUCAGGCGUUUAUGGAUGAUUUCUUUGCCCAGAUUGAGGAUAUCCGUACCAGCAUCGACAAGAUUGAUGAGAGUGUCACAGAAAUAAAAAAACUCUACUCCACCAUCCUGUCUGCCCCCACAUCUGAGCAGAAAACACAAGAUGACCUUGAAGCCCUCACCAAUGAAAUCAAGAAGUCAGCCAACAAUGCAAGAAACAAACUCAAAACUAUUGAGCGCCAGCUUGAGUCAAACACAGAUGAGAGGGCUUCAGCUGACCUCAGGAUACGCAAGUCACAGCAUGCUAUCCUGGCAAAGAAGUUUGUAGAAGUCAUGACAAAAUACAAUGAGGCUCAAGUUGACUUCAGAGAUAAGAGCAAAGGAAGGAUCGCACGACAGCUGGAGAUCACGGGGAAAGCAACAACUGAUGACGAGCUGGAAGAAAUGCUGGAAGGAGGAAACUCAGCAGUCUUCAGUGCUGGGAUUAUGGACUCAAAGAUCAACCAGCAGGCGCUGAAUGAGAUUGAGGCUCGUCACAAAGACAUCAUGAGGUUGGAGAGCAGCAUUAAAGAGCUCCACGACAUGUUUGUUGAUAUCGCCAUGCUGGUUGAAAACCAGGGUGGCAUGAUUGACAGGAUUGAGAGCAACAUGGACCAGUCAGUUGGCUUUGUAGAGAGAGCGGUGGCAGACACCAAGAAAGCAGCCAAAUACCAGCAGGAGGCACGCAGGAAACAAAUGAUGAUCUUCUGCUGCUGUGUGAUCUUGGCCCUCAUCCUCGGCUCAUUUCUCUACAGCUUCAUCAAAUAA